AUGUCACAGUGCAUUUACGUGUGUGCCAAGUGCGGCUACGAGCUCUUCUCCAGCCGUGCCAAGUACGAGCACUCGUCCCCGUGGCCAGCCUUCACCGAGACCAUCCACGAGGACAGCGUGGCCAAGCGCAAGGAGCGGCCCGGCGCUUACAAGGUGUCUUGUGGCAAGUGCGGCAAUGGGCUGGGCCACGAGUUUCUCAACGAUGGGCCGAAGAGGGGCCAGUCCCGCUUCUGAAUAUUUAGCAGCUCGCUGAAGUUCGUCCCCAAAGACAAAGUAGAGGACUCGAAGGAGAAGUAAGCGAGCUGCUCUACCCAGCACACCGCUCCUCAGCUGAUCCCACGCUCACGCUUUGGGAUGGACCGUUGGGUCAACAGGGCACUCGGAGCAAUAGAAAACCUGAAGAAAAGAAGCUACUGGUUCCCCCAGGCCAGUUCUCUCCUUA
This is a messenger RNA of Tinamus guttatus (white-throated tinamou), 442 nucleotides long. Lineage: Eukaryota; Metazoa; Chordata; Aves; Tinamiformes; Tinamidae. The record is from RefSeq and is a predicted model, not a curated record.